Messenger RNA from Talaromyces proteolyticus, 2286 nucleotides. RefSeq names its product putative ARS binding protein Abp2. NCBI's taxonomy places the organism in Eukaryota, Fungi, Ascomycota, Eurotiomycetes, Eurotiales, Trichocomaceae. The coding region runs from base 1 to 2286 and encodes 761 amino acids. The transcript has 2 exons. Gene Ontology annotation, molecular function: DNA replication origin binding. The record is from RefSeq and is a predicted model, not a curated record.
AUGGAGAGCCCGUUCAAGUCGCCGGUGCCGCAGCCUGCGGAUAAUGGAAACACCAUGGUUAUCCAACAAUUCGCGAGAUACCCUCCUCUUUUUGAAACACCACUGCGCAGUGGUUCUCCCGGUAGCACAAGGAGCAGACUCGCUGCAUCCCACUCGCCUCCUUUACGGCGGAAAGAGACGCCGCGCAGCUUACAGUCUUCGCCCAGGGGGCCGUUAUCUGGUGUGAUGACAUCGUCGGGUUUACGCACAGGCAUUUCCAUGUCACCUCCGCCAAUUGACACUAAUUCUCGACGAGCCAUACCUAGAGACUCGGUCGGCGAUGCAGAGCGCCGCAUUCUCCCUCCCCGAGACGUUACCGAUGAAACGAUAGACGACGCGUACGUUGCGUUCAUUAUGUACUGCAAUCCCAAUGUGCCGAUAUCUACCGAUUCAAGCGAAUUGCGGAAAACAUUUCGUGGUCCACCUCGCAGCGACGGAAAAAGUUUUAGUGUCUUUAUACUCUGGGAACUCAUACGUAAACUGGACCGCAAGGAGCUCAAGACUUGGAUUCAGUUAGCGAUUGAACUAGGCGUGGAACCUCCUUCGCUUGAGAAAAAGCAGAGUACGCAGAAAGUACAGCAAUAUGCUGUUCGUCUCAAGCGUUGGAUGCGUGCGAUGCACGUUGAUGCAUUUUUUGAAUACCUCCUUGGCCAUGACCAUUCUUAUUUCAAACAACUUCCUGCCUUCAAUGGUCCGGCGUGUGAGGAUCGGGACGGCGUCCCUUUAGAAGAAGAUCUAGCCCUUAGGGCCUUGGUCCCCGAGUGGAAACCCAAGCGGGGCAGAAAACGUGCGGAUGAGAAAGACAGAGAAGAUGCUCGUUACCCUAAACGUCCUCAAUUAGAUACGUCAAUGACUGUACUUGAUGGUAAUGCCUUGGCCGCCCAUGCAGCAAAUUUCCCACAUAGCGCCAUUCCAUUCAGCGCAUUUCCAGACGAUAUAGAUCCGAAUGAUCCGUGGGCCGCAGCCGCAUCCUCGUUUGGAACCGACCAGCAGGUUGGGACUCUGGCUGCUCCAGACCUGCGUUGGCGGCCCUUUGAGGGAGACGGCUCUCCUCCAGGCUUUCCACGAUCAGCUGUUAUUCCCAGAAAUCAUGAAACGGAGUCUGCUCCUGUGGCAGAGCCUCGGUCUGCAGUGACACCCUCCUCCCGAGAGAAAUCUCGAAGUCGGCGACGUCACGGGCCGGCUGUAUCUUCUGCAUGGCCCAGCAAUACAGGAUCAAUGACAGGAAAAGUUCGAGGAAGACCACCCAAUCGUGGAUCUGCUCCUGGUGGUCCAUUUUCUUCCUUUCCCGCGAAUCCUGCACGUUCCAAUACACCAAAUCAUAUGGCAAGUGUGCGGUCAUCUCCAGCAAUGGGGGUAGAUAACAUAUCUUUAGCUCCGCCGCGGAAUCAGACACCAAAUUCUAUGGGGAAUUUGCAUAUGAAGCCUGAAAGGCUUCAGCUACAUGUCCCACAAAGCACUGGACGGCCUGUACGUUUGGCGACGCCACCAACCUUGGUACUUAAUGGGGCGAAUGAUGCCUCGGCCCGUUUUGAUCACCUCGGGGGACGCCGCGCAUCGAUCGCAACGUCAAAUGAUAUCGACGAUGCCGCUUCUCUCCCCUCGAUGAUCACUGAUCGCGGCCUGCAAUUAGGACAACCUACAAAGGUAUCAAUUGACGACGUUACUCGCGCUGUCGCCGGGAGAAUUUUGCGGGCAAAAAUAAUAGGCCGAUCAACGUCCAUUGAAGUUGAUGAAGCUCGCGCUCUCGCAAAUGUUGCCGUGCAAAGGAUUUGCUCCAUCUACUCUAUGGUGCCAAUAGACUCUAUCGCUACUUUCUGUGCCUUAUAUUUCGGUGUCGCUCAUAGAUUAGGGCUAGCGCGUGUUUCACCUGGAUCUUUUACCGUUAAAAUCAUUCAACCCCCUGACAAUGGUUCGUUAGUAGUGCCUACACGUUCCACUCAGACUUAUACACUGGUACUCGAAUCCCGACCUGGCCAUGGCUUCGGAUUUAAUAGUACCCUAAGCGACCUUUCUUUGGCUCCUGGUCAACAGGAAAACGUACUUCAUCGCAACACCGAAACACUCGGCUUUCAAACGGAAGAUGAUGAAUUUGGAAACGACGAUGACUUUGGCGGCAACGAGUCGAUGGACGAAGGAAGUUGGAAACAGCGUUAUAUGCGUUUGCGACACCAGAUGCGCCGCAAAGAAUCUGCUUUGCGUGAAUAUAAAAAGAACAUUUUGCAAUCUGUUAUGGCUGAUUUAUAG